Orbicella faveolata is the source of this 3646-nucleotide messenger RNA. RefSeq names its product inositol polyphosphate 5-phosphatase K-like. Gene Ontology annotation, molecular function: phosphatidylinositol-4,5-bisphosphate 5-phosphatase activity. Lineage: Eukaryota; Metazoa; Cnidaria; Anthozoa; Scleractinia; Merulinidae. Gene Ontology annotation, biological process: phosphatidylinositol dephosphorylation. The record is from RefSeq and is a predicted model, not a curated record.
UUUGAAACAUGGUGUGUUUUUAAGUGUUUUUAGGUUAAGUCCCACCUUAAGAGAACUUGUACAGUCAAGGCUGUGGUCUAAGGAAAAUUAUGGGGAACCCAAAGGUUCCUAAUCAUGAAAUCCUGCCUAGGUGGCCAGCACUUAAGCAUAAAUGAGAGAAGUAGGUUUUCCAGUCGCCCAAAGGCCAAUGGCACCCGGGCGCUUCUAGAGCUCAGCCAUGACAGUGGUUAAGCUUGGUUAGAAUACACUAAACUAGUAAAUAUACCUAGAACCAGUUGCCAAAACAGUGACUGGGAGUGCACUUUCUAAAUGUACAUAUGAUAUACACUACUCUCAUGUAACGAACGUUUCAACUUUUCCUUUCUUCGCAUUCCUUUCUUCCUGUAAUACAUUUCUUCCUUUUAGUUUUUUGCCAUUGAAAGGAAAAAAGCGGGCACCUGCAGCAGCUAUAAUGAUGUAAAACAACUAAUUUUAAUUUUAAAAAAUGCUCGGUUGACUUUCAAUGUGAUUGGUUGGUGGUAUUUUUAAAACUUUUUCUAAUAGUUCAACAUAACUGGUUAUUCUAAACCUGCUUAAAACCUGUUUAAAUCUUCCUCCAGUGGGAAAUACCGCAAACCGGCCUGGACCGACAGAGUACUGUGGCAUGAAUCAGAGGAAAAGAAAAACACAGUUCGACUUGAGUGUUACACGUCACAGCAGGCUUACCAAACAAGUGAUCACAGACCUGUUGGUGCUUCACUUCUGGUCGACCUGAAUGACUUGCUCUCGUCCAUGGAGGAUCCUAUCUUGUGGAAGUUGGACCUCAUGAGUCUUCCGUGGUACGGAAAUGAGGACGGUCUGUGUGUCUAUGUUGUCAAGAAUUACAAGACCUACAGCUGGGACUGGAUUGGUCUAUACCGGGUCGGCUUCCAACAUUUGUUCGAUUACGAGAUGUACGAGUGGGCCGUGGGGGACGGGGACGAGUAUGGCGAGAACGGCUGCGCAGUGUUGUUCGACUGUCUGCCAGAGGAGGCUGGUCAUUACGUCAUGUGUUAUUACAGUUACAAACUGGAUUGUGUUAUCUCUGUGAGCGAUCCUUUCGAGAUUCUUCCACCGCGAGAUGAGGAUAAGGACCCAGUUGAAGUCCAGGUUGAGCAGCCCACAGAGGACGUUUGCUCUUGUCAUUUUGAGAAGUUUCGGACAACGGACUUGCUCUCGUCCAUGGAGGAUCCUAUCUUGUGGAAGUUGGACCUCAUGAGUCUUCCGUGGUACGGAAAUGAGGACGGUCUGUGUGUCUAUGUUGUCAAGAAUUACAAGACCUACAGCUGGGACUGGAUUGGUCUAUACCGGGUCGGCUUCCAACAUUUGUUCGAUUACGAGAUGUACGAGUGGGCCGUGGGGGACGGGGACGAGUAUGGCGAGAACGGCUGCGCAGUGUUGUUCGACUGUCUGCCAGAGGAGGCUGGUCAUUACGUCAUGUGUUAUUACAGUUACAAACUGGAUUGUGUUAUCUCUGUGAGCGAUCCUUUCGAGAUUCUUCCACCGCGAGAUGAGGAUAAGGACCCAGUUGAAGUCCAGGUUGAGCAGCCCACAGAGGACGUGUAAACAACAACAACAAUAAACAACUGACAACAAUUUUAUUGACGCUCGCACUCACCGCCUCUUAACCCAGGGACCCUAACGUGCACACAUGAAGAAACAGAAGAUACAUUUUCAUUAUACUGACAUGUCUUUUAGUUGCUCUUGUCAUUUUGAGAAGUUUCGGACAACGGUAAGUAGUAGGAGUCUCAAGCCAUCAAUUUUCGGAAGUGUUCGUAACCACUCGGGCCAUUUGCGAAUAUUUUCCGAAGGUACGUUUGGUCCUUGGCGUCGCUAUCACAAACCGCGUCCAAAGCACUCAAAGUGGCUGCAAUUAGGAUAAACAUCCAGGUGAAUUUCAUCUUUGUUUUGCUCUAGUCCCAUUUAGGAUGCCCCGUAUGUAAUCGAGAGAUUUAAUUUUUGCAGCGUAAAUACAAAGAGCUGCAAGUAAUAUAUUUUGCGUAGUAUUUGCAAGGGAUUUAUAGAAACCUCAGCAGAGAGGUUUUCUACAGAAGCUCAAAGUAACGCAAGAGGCCAUUGGCUUUAUGUUGUAAAUAUUUUAUUUAAAAACAGCUUGGAUAGUGUUAUCAGCUAGGUAUUUACUCAGUUAAGGCAACCGCCAAUUUAGAUUGAGACAGCUGAUGUUUCGAGUAAAGCAGGGGAUUAUCGAUCGGAAAUGUUUUCCUUUGCUGACUUCGACAGUCAACUCUAUUAAUUUUAUGUUUUCUCCCAGCAGUCUUGCUGGCAGUAUAUUGGGGGUGCUUAUUUUAUCGGGGGUGGUGUUUAUUUUAUCGGGGUGCAUGGGUCAUUAUCGAAAGGAACUUUGCCUUUCGACAAUGGUUGUACUUGUCUUCUUGCCGAUUCUUGGCAAGGAUUUUGCACUUGAAACAGGCUGAAUACCUCUAACAAUACCGGAUACUUAAACUCUUAAAACGUACAAAUAUGAACCUCAAAACUGUUUCUACAGAUUAAUCUAACAUCCAAAGUCUCUUACUAUCUUAAUACUAUCACCGAGCGACAUGGAAAACAAGCCCUGCAGAAAGGAUGGGGCUUUAUCUCGAGAUUAUUCAUUCCUGUGUUAUAAAGUACACAGACAAUUGAUAAGGAUAAGUAUAAUGCUAUCAGUGUAAUAGAGAGGUUUUACAAUUGAGUGUCGUGAAACAAAAAUGGCUAGGCCUGUGUACAAAUAUUCGAAUAUUCUUUGAGAUAUUCCGAAACUUCCUGGAUCUUUAGAAGAGUUUCUGAUACUUAGAAAUAUGCAGUUUCAUGGUGUUUCCGGUUGUUUUGCGCUAUUUAUUGCCAACUGUAUUCUAGUUAAGUGGUUUUCCAGAGAGUAAUAUUUUCCAAGUACUAUAACAGCAAGAACAGGUUGUAAAUUUAUUUUGGGAGACAUGACAAAUACCGUGAAACUGAAAAAAAAAACUUUACAUGCACUGUCGGACAAAUUUUCCUUUCUUUCUGAGUCAAAAUGAUAACAUUCGGUACAAGUAUGUCAAGAUGUUGAAACAAAAAUUCGGGAUUUUCAAAAAUAAAAAUACGGUAUAUUUAUUAAGUUUUAGCAGUAUUGUGGAAUUUCUGGAAAGAUGCUUGGUCGAUUUGACGUGAAAUUUGUGUCUAGCCCUUACUCGGGCCAAUCAAAAGGAACACGGACAACACAGCGAACCAAUCAAAACUCGAAGCAAGCAUACCCAGCUGGUUUUUACUCCUGAUUGGACAAGAAAGCGGCGGGAUGUUUUUCAACCAAUCACUGAGCGUAGUGAUGAAAACCCAAUCAAAUGCAAAUUACGGCACUCAAUGUAAAACUACUCUUAACAAAAAAAUCGAUGUCAAGUUUGUGUAAUAGACCAUAAAGGUGAAUCAAACAUACUUCAGGAUACUAAAACCCACUGUAAAGAAUAUCGAUUAUCCCGCUUAAUGAAUUACUAAGGUUUGAAAUGUUCUAAAUUACAAAUAAUUUACUGUUGAAAUACAUGUAUAAUACAAAUAUUGCAAAAAUUAGGUAGAUAUUUUAACAUUGCAAAAUAAGGUGAUAUGUGUGUAUAACAUUUGACUCCACCAUGCUAGAAUUAAAAGUCUAAUCAAAAAAGCA